CCCUACCUGCAAGUGCAUUCGUUAAUGCUUUGUGAAACUGGCUUUUGAAGUUCAGAAAAGUUUGUCCAGUUUUCACAAAGCCUUCCACAAUUCUAGCCCUGGAAAAAGAUUGAAUUGUCGCUCGCGAUAACCUCAUAACGCAGCAUGAAGCUGUGUAUAUCGCUGUUCCUGCUGCCGCUCCUGCAAAUCGAAGCCAGGGUGAACAAAUGCGGACCAAGCUUCUCCGAAGCCUGUUUCUGCGGGCAUCAGUUCUAUGAGGGUGCGACUAUGGUCGUAGUGAAUUGCACGGGACAGGGUUUUACAGAUGCAACAAUGUUACGAUAUCUCCCAGAAGAUGUAGAAAUGUUAAUCUUCACAGGAAACCACAUAACAUCAUUGCCCCUCAACAUUUUCGGGGAGGAUAUGGAUUUAAGCAUGCUGAAAAUUAUCGACAUGAGUAACAACGGUAUCACGGACAUCAAGGGGAGAACCUUCCAUCACGUCGCAAACGUGGAACGACUGAUUCUGAACCAUAACAAUAUUUCAAUUUCGGAGGACGAUAAGAAUCUUCACCCCCGUGUAUUUUCUAAUUUUUAUAACUUGGAAGAGCUUCACUUGACAAACGCUUUUGCUGAUAACACAGACGCGGCUCUGGCCAAGGAUUUACACGACAUAUUCGUCAAUAGCAAUUUAACGAAACUCGUAAAAUUGCAUCUGGAACAAAACGAGAUUAAGAACUUCAAAGACGAUAGAGUGUUUUGUGACCUACCGAACCUACAACACUUGUACCUGGGUGACAACUACAUUCCGUGCCUUAACUUUAACGUUACCUGUUUGCCGAAACUGACAUAUCUCGAUUUGGAAGGAAACAAUAUUACGAGUUUUUCAGACAGCGACUUAGACAAGUUCGACAGGUUGAUCGUGCCCUCGCGCUCCGAGAACUUAGUUAUCGAUAUAGACGAUAACCCUUUCCGAUGCGACUCUGCGAUUCAAAAUUUGUACAACUGGUUGCAUAAAACGAAAGUUAAAGUGCGCAAUUUAGAGCGUCUCGAGUGUCAUCAAGCAAAAUACGGCAGGAAAUAUAUAAUGAACUUGAAAAACUUGACAGAAACGAAGCACGCAAAGGUAUCGCAGGCUUUGACAGUGCUCUUAGUGAUCUUGGUUGUAGUUUUAAUUACUCUUCUGAGUGCCUACAUUUACUUGAAGAAGGAGAGUGUUAAGGAAAGACUGUCGCCCAUUUUCGAUGCCGUUUCGAGGAAGGUGCAAUAUACAACAAUCGAAUCGCAAGAUGUUUAAAUCCGAAGAGAACUAUUAGCGAAUUACAUGUAAUAACGGCUGAUGCAACUAAUUAUUAAAUUCCCGCUUGAUUUAAUGAAUAAAUAAUUUAAUUAAUUGCACUUGUUGAAAUUAAUCGUAAACGAUUAAGACAACGGACUAGAACUGAUUUUUUUGAGAUUUUUUUAUAUCUAUUAAAAACAAUUAAAUUUUUAUUUAAUCGCAAUAUAUGGUGCUUAUUUUUGU
Molecule: messenger RNA, 1500 nt
Organism: Anoplophora glabripennis (Asian longhorned beetle)
Lineage: Eukaryota; Metazoa; Arthropoda; Insecta; Coleoptera; Cerambycidae
Product: phospholipase A2 inhibitor
Exons: 2
Coding region: 145-1275 (376 amino acids)
Cellular component (GO): membrane
Molecular function (GO): protein binding
Source: RefSeq, a predicted model, not a curated record